Bactrocera oleae (olive fruit fly) is the source of this 582-nucleotide messenger RNA. The record is from RefSeq and is a predicted model, not a curated record. Lineage: Eukaryota; Metazoa; Arthropoda; Insecta; Diptera; Tephritidae.
GCUAUAAAUUAUGCGCGAGUGGUAGGGUGAGCUUUCAGUUGAUUUCCGGCAGUGGCGCGUUCAACUUUGCAAUUCUAAACACAAUUGACUAGCGAAUUAUUAUAUUUUUAUUACUGUGUGCAAAAAAAUUCAAAUUACUUUAACGAUAACAUUUUGAGUAUAAACAAAUCGAUAAUUAAAUUGUGUCAAACAGCAAUACAAAAGAUUUAUAUAUAUAUUGAACUAAAUUAUUACUACUUACCACCACAGUGUUUACGAAAACCUGAAGAGAGAUAAAAAAAUAAUUGUUAAUAAUUAAAAUAAUAUAUAAAUUUAUUUGGCUUGAAAAAUAAUGCUGCGAGAAAUGAGUCCACAACUAAGAACGAGUGUCUUCGCUGCACUUUUGCUGCUGAUUUGCCACUUGACAGCGGCGCAAGUGCCCUUUCCACGCAGUUGUCCAGAAGUAAAAGUGCCUUCCGACUUUAACGCCGAUGCUUACAUGGGCACUUGGUAUGAGUACGCCAAAUAUCCGCACAUCUUUGAGAUCGGUAAGCGUUGUAUGUUUGCACGUACACCAACAAAGGCAACAAUACAAUCGGUGUG